UGGAAAACUCCCAAAGCUGCAGAUCAUCAAAUGGAAAUAUUCAUAAGCAACCAUGGAAAUUUGGCACCAAAAAGAUUCAAGUAUUCAGAAAUCAAGAAAAUGACAAAUUCAUUCCUAGAGAAACUGGGACAAGGAAGUUAUGGAAGUGUCUACAAAGGGAAAUUGCCUGAUGGGGAACUAGUUGCAGUGAAGCUCUUGAGUAAAGGGACUGGAGAAGGAGAAGAUUUUAUUAACGAAGUCGCUAGCAUAGGUAGAACAUCUCAUGUAAACAUUGUAACACUCAUAGGCUUCUGCAUAGAGGGAAAGCAAAGAGCUCUGAUGUAUGAAUUUAUGCCAAAUGGAUCAUUGGAUAAAUUUCUACGUGGCGAUGGGCAUCAUUUAAGCUGGAACACAUUGUUCGAAAUCACACAAGGGAUUGCACGAGGUCUAGAGUACCUGCACCAAGGUAGCAACACAAGAAUUGUGCACUUUGACAUAAAGCCUCACAACAUUCUGUUAGACGAAGAAUUUGUACCAAAGAUAUCUGACUUUGGGCUGGCUAAGCUGUGGAAGAACAAAGAGAGUAUUGUGUCUGUAAAGGGUGCUAGAGGUACCGUGGGAUACAUGGCCCCUGAAGUAUUUUUCAACAAUCUCGGAGGGGCAUCUCAUAAAUCUGAUGUGUAUAGUUUUGGGAUGAUGGUGCUAGAAAUGACGGGUGCACAUAAAAACAAUACUGCCACCAAGGGAAACUCAAGUGAUUCAUAUUUCCCAGAUUGGAUAUACAAGCAAAUAGAAACUACAGGCAAUCGAGGAGAUUAUGGGGUGACCAAUGAUGAGGAAGAGAAAUUAGCAAGAAAGAUGAUGAUGAUAAGCCUGUGGUGCAUUCAGUAUGAUCCAUCGGAUCGACCAUCCAUAAGUAAGGUUGUGGAGAUGUUGGAAGGAAGUUUUGAAUCACUGGUAGUUCCGCCUAAACGUUUCUGGUCAUCUCCCACAACGCAGCCUCCCCAAGGCUCUUCCACAUCAGUCAUGCAAAGUUCAAGCAUUGAGAGAGCAUCUACAAUACAGGCUGUAGGGGAAGACUUUUCCUAA
Molecule: messenger RNA, 1068 nt
Organism: Erigeron canadensis
Lineage: Eukaryota; Viridiplantae; Streptophyta; Magnoliopsida; Asterales; Asteraceae
Product: rust resistance kinase Lr10-like
Exons: 1
Coding region: 31-1068 (345 amino acids)
Biological process (GO): protein phosphorylation
Molecular function (GO): ATP binding; protein kinase activity
Source: RefSeq, a predicted model, not a curated record